Molecule: messenger RNA, 852 nt
Organism: Aureobasidium vineae
Lineage: Eukaryota; Fungi; Ascomycota; Dothideomycetes; Dothideales; Saccotheciaceae
Source: the annotation of a GenBank genome assembly
AUGAUUCUUGGCAAGAAAGCAGACGACUUCUUUGUCGCCGUCAAGCACCAUCUGGACAACAUCAAGCCCGGUCGGUUGGACAGCAGCCUCGACGCCUUUCAACAAGCUGCCACAACCCUUGUUGACUUGUCUGGAGACCUCAAAGGACAGGACCUUGCCCAUCUGAUCUACAAUGCCAAGGCGACCCUGCUUUUCACGCAGAUCUACAUUGUGCUGGCCAUUGUGGUUGGCGCUUUGGUGAUCAGGAGGCUGGGAGCAUUCAUUCACCAUGUUCGCAAGAGCUUGAGGAACCUUAGCGAUGUGACCGAGGUGCAGAAAAACAUCCACUACCAGACUCAAUUCGCUGGCGCCGUCCACCGAUUCAUUGAAUAUCAGCAUGUCUUGCACGACAAAGAGUACUUGAACGACCCGCAGGAUGCCGUCUACUUUGUCUAUCAUCCUGGAAACGACUGGCACGCCUCAUUCCAUGCCGAGGACGUCUCUGUCAAAGGGUUUGGAGGUGUCUACGACGAUCUUCCAACGCUCAUCGAGCAUCUACGCACUCUUCGCCAGGAUCCCGAGUUCAGUGCUGUCAUCUUCAUCUUACUUCCAUCAGCCCAUCGCUACGACUUGACUGUUGAUCUCCGCUCUAAUACGGCCCUCUUGCCUCUCAAAAUUCGAGGGCAGAGAGAUUAUAGCGGCAAAGCACUAUGCCGUGGUCAAAUCAGAGGCAUGCCGCUGGGCGUAGACCUAAAAGACGUUGAUUGCUCGCCAAAGAAACCGGCACCAUAUUGGCCAUUCCUUUGGCCAUUCUUUGGCUUGGUAGUGGUGCUCAUGGCAUCAAUCGCUACUUCAGAAUACAUAGAGAAUUGA